Didymodactylos carnosus is the source of this 816-nucleotide messenger RNA. Lineage: Eukaryota; Metazoa; Rotifera; Eurotatoria; Philodinida; Philodinidae. The record is from the annotation of a GenBank genome assembly.
AUGUUAACCAAAGCAGACGGAAAAUUAACAAAAGACAAUUUUACUCUUAUGUUUCUCGAUGAUGAAUUUGGCUCUAUUUGGUCAACACAUCAAUGGGCGGACAAAGACAAAAAAUUAAAAAUUAAAAUGAUCGAUCAUUUUUGGAAAGCAUUUGAUACGGAUUCGAGUGAGAUAGUCGAUUUUGAUGAGCUUAUAACCACUUUGGCUAAAUUGAGUUCGAAAGCUUUAUCAGAGGAAUUUGGUCAAUUUUAUGGGUAUAUCAUGCUGGAAAAAAAUAACCGAACAGCUGUUCAUUGUGGAAAAAGCAAUACUGAUGCAACAGUUUAUGGUAAAAAAUUAUAUUCAAAUGGUAUUCAUCGAAUAAGAAUUAAAAUUGAGAAAUUGAACGGUAAUGCAUGGGUGUCCGGUAUCAGUUGGAUUUUCCUUGGAAUUAUAUCAUCCAAAACACAAAAGAAAGAAGAUUCUUAUCUAGUAACAUCUGCAAAUGGAUGGGGUGGUCGUUGUGGCAUGCUUUACACAUCAGUUUAUGUGAAUGGUAUUUAUUCCCCAUCUUAUGGUGGUUUUGAUGGUGAUAUUGCUGAAAAGGAUACAAUAGAAUUAAUUCUUAAUUGUAAUGAAAACAAAAUUCAAUUAUUUAAUGAGCGUUCAAAAAAUACAUUUGAAAUCGCAGUUGAUAUCAACAGAUGUCCAUUUCCAUGGCAAUUACAAGUUAAUUUUGUCCCACGUGGACAGUCUCAUGACUCGUCCUCAUUGUCUACACUGUUAAAAAUGUUUACGUCAGAUAAUGUUCGAAUGAGUGGAAAUAUAUCAUUAUAA